Molecule: messenger RNA, 1651 nt
Organism: Dimorphilus gyrociliatus
Lineage: Eukaryota; Metazoa; Annelida; Polychaeta; Dinophilidae
Source: the annotation of a GenBank genome assembly
AAUGCAAACUUGCCAAAUAACGUCAGACUUUAAAGUUGUAGCAGACGUUGAUAGUUCAACAUGUUACCUUGCUCUUGAUCAUAGAAGGACGUUAGAAGAAGCUAAACAUGACUGCUCACAAAUGAACGGUACGUUGGCGGAUGGUAGAAAUCUUGAUAUAUUUAAGAAAUUUACUAAUUUAAAUUGGCGCCAAUUUUGGAUAUCUGGAGAAGAGCAAGUUGAAAGUGUCUGGAAAUGGGGUAAUAACAAGAAAGCUACUGACAUAAACCUUGAAAUUAAGCAGACAGCAAAUUGCGCAGCUUUAAUGAAUGAAAAUUCACAACCGCUUCUUAUUUCUGAACAAUGCAGACACAAAAGAUACGGAGCCGUUUGCGGUAUUUCUAGUGAUGGUAAAUGCGAUGAAAAAAAUGGAUUUCAAAUACUCAGUACAAAUCCAUGUAUAAGAUUUAAAGACAAUAAAUACUCUUGGUUCGAUGCCAGAGAAGCUUGUUAUAGUAUCAAAUCAGAUUUAUUAAAUUUCGUUUACAAGGAUAUUAUCUUUCCUCCAAAAAGCGAUGGUGUAUGGCUUGGCUUAAGGCGUUCAAGGUGGAUUUUAGGCAAUAAUGAGUUAAAAGAAAAUUUCUGGGGUGACGGAGAACCAAGCGAUUCGGGAACUUGUUUAACAGUUAUUAAAGAAUUUGGAAAUUACGUUUGGAAGAGUGAACAAUGCUCUGCUGUUCACAGAUUUUUCUGUCAAAUUGCAGAAGAAAACUAUGUUGACGUUAAUUUUUCUAAAGAAAAAGCGAAACCGUCAAAAAAGCCUAUAUCUACUAGUACUAUGAAAACUUCCACAAUUAGAUCAACGAAACCGGGUAGUGUAAAUGAUAAGAACAAAGAAUCAUCAGGCUCCAAUGGAAAAAAUCUUACAAUUGGAUUAAUCGUUUUGUGUCUUAUACUGUUACUUGUAUUUAUUGUUAUUGUUGUACUCUUUACUGCUUAUAGACGCAGAACUAAUUUAGCUCGUAAGAAGAGCAGAUCUAAGGCAUUUGCAGUAGCCCGAAGAUGUCAGGACCCUUCCAAAAUGUUUACUACAGUGACGGCUAGUGAAGAAGCGCCUAAAUCGAUACCAGAUGUCGUUUCUACUCACACUACUCACACCCGAACUAGUGAUUUAUAUGCAAAAUUUAAGCAACAAAUGAAAGAGUUAACUCCAAGGUGCGACGAGGAUCAAACGCCUUUUACUUCAAUGGAAGUAGCUCCAGACGUAAGAGAUGAGCCCAUUGCUAAAGAGGAGAAGGUUAAAACCGAAAAUGAAACACGAUCCAGACGUCAUCAUCACCAUCAUAAGCACUCUCAUAGAUCUCAUAGACACAAACGAGAAGAAUCCGAAAAAGGUGAAGAACAAGAGUCUUCCGACCAUAGACGACAUAGACAACGUAGACGCCAUAGAAGACGAGACGAAGACGAAGAACCAGUAAGAAGAAGUAGAUCAUUGAGCUCUAGAAGAAAAAAACCUGAAGAAAAUGAGCCGAAGCCAAAAAUUCGAACAAGAUCAAAUUCAUGGGUUGGAAAUAUGGCUCCACCAGUUCCACCAAGGGAUAAUGUAGUACCAAAAGUCUAUGAUGACGUCGUAAUAUUAGACGAUAAUACUAAAAGUGAUAUCGAAAUAUAA